Molecule: messenger RNA, 2858 nt
Organism: Durio zibethinus
Lineage: Eukaryota; Viridiplantae; Streptophyta; Magnoliopsida; Malvales; Malvaceae
Source: RefSeq, a predicted model, not a curated record
UCUAUCCCCAAGUUUCCAACUUGGUUUUGUGGGCAAAAAACCAAGCGCAUCCUUUUUUCAAAACUAUCAAGUUUCACCUACUCUCUUUGACCUGUGAUAAAAAAAGCUCACAAAAGUCAACUAAUGCAUAUUGCCCAGUUGUUGUCUCUAUCUCCGACUGAAAGCUACGGAUGAUGAAUUAGUGAUAUUUAACUUAUGAAGCUGGAAUAGAAAAUGUCAAAAGCUUGUGUUCAAAAGGUAGGAAAGAAAGAGAGAAAAGUUGAAAUGUGGCUUCCUUCUGGAAGGGUAGUUUAAGAAAAUAAAGACUGAUGUUAAGAAAAGGAGUUCAAUUGAUGUAGAAUAAAAUGAUAUUGAAAAUGGGUUUCUUUUUGAAAGCUGAGUUAAGGAGAUUUUGAUAUGGAGAGAGAGAGAGAAAGAGAUGAGUUGGUCGGGAUGCUGAAAGAUGGAGUAGAUAGGAAGUGGGAAGAAUGUUCAAAAGAGGAAAACCAUUUAUUGUGUAUAAACAUAUUUUGUAGCUGAAGUCAACUGAGUAGUAUUUCUCUCAAGAAUAAAGGGUGUCAUAGCAAUAGCUACAAUUUUGUACCAAUUUGGUGUGAUGGAAGGUGUUUUUGCUCUUUUCUUCAUCUUCUCCAACUUGCUGUUGAUUCCACAUCCCUCCUCUUCUUUUCCUUUGUGCACAAAUUCUGAGGCACCUCUUACCUUGAACACCACAUUGAAAUUUUGUUCCUACAAUGGAAGCAGCUGCUGCAACUCCACAGAAGAUUCACAAUUGCAGAAGCAAUUUGAAGCUAUGAACAUCUCUGAUCCCAGCUGUGCCUCACUUCUGCAAUCAGUCCUCUGUGCAAGAUGUGAUCCAUUUUCAGCAAAGUUAUUCACAAUUGAUUCUGUGCCCCGAACGGUGCCUAUCCUCUGCAACUCUACUGUUUCAACAAAUUCAUCUCAGUCUAACCAAGCAACAAACGAUUUCUGCUCUAAAGCAUGGGAUAAAUGUCAGAAUGUAUCUAUAUUAAAUUCCCCCUUUGCACCUUCAUUACAAAGGCAAGCUGGAGCACCUGUCAAUUCGAAUUUCACCAAAUUGACAGAACUUUGGCAGUCAAAAACUGAUUUCUGCAAUGCCUUUGGUGGAGCAUCUACUAAUGAAUUGGUUUGCUAUGAUGGCGAACCUGUUACACUAAAUAAGACCGGAACUCCUAGUGCUCCACAUGGUUUAUGCCUUGAGAAAAUUGGGAAUGGAAGUUACUUGGAUAUGGUUGCUCACCCUGAUGGAUCAAAUCGUGCAUUCUUCUCCAAUCAACCAGGUAAGAUUUGGUUGGCGACUAUUCCUGAAGUGGGAUCGGGAAGAACAUUGGAGCUUGAUGAAUCCAACCCCUUCAUAGAUCUUACUGAUGUAGUUCAUUUUGAUACUACAUUUGGGAUGAUGGGUAUUGCAUUUCAUCCAAACUUUGUACAGAAUGGCAGAUUCUUUGCCUCAUUCAAUUGUGACAAGGUUACAUCACCAGGAUGUGCCGGAAGAUGUUCAUGUAACUCAGAUGUGAACUGUGAUCCCUCAAACCUAGGUUCAGACAAUGGUGCCCAGCCAUGCCAGUAUCAGAGUGUUAUUGCAGAAUAUACUGCCAACAAUUCUGCAACCCAGCCUUCCUCGGUACACGUCUUUACACACUCAAAACUUAUUUUUUUUAGUUCCAGGAUUCUAAUUGAAUUAUACCAUUUUCAGGCAGAAAAUGCUAAUCCAUCAGAAGUGAGAAGGAUAUUCACUAUGGGCCUUCCUUUUACUUCUCAACAUGGUGGACAGAUACUUUUUGGUCCUAGAGAUGGGUAUCUAUACUUUAUGAUGGGCGAUGGUGGCGGUGGUGGUGAUCCAUACAAUUUUGCCCAGAACAAGAAAUCGGUGCUUGGAAAAAUCAUGAGGCUUGAUGUAGAUAAUAUACCAAGUGCAGCAGAAAUUAAUAGACUUAAUCUAUGGGGAAACUACUCUAUCCCCAAAGACAAUCCAUUUAGCCUAGAUGAAGAGUUACUGCCUGAAAUAUGGGCUUAUGGAUUAAGAAAUCCUUGGCGCUGCAGUUUUGAUUCAGAGAGGCCUUCCUAUUUUAUGUGUGGGGAUGUUGGCCAGGAUUUGUACGAAGAGGUUGACAUCAUCAGCAAGGGCGGAAAUUAUGGUUGGCGUGUUUAUGAGGGCCCAUAUCUUUUCAAUCCAACAUCAUCACCUGGAGGGAAUACAUCUGCAAAUUCCAUAAGCCCCAUUUUCCCAGUUAUGGGAUACAAUCACUCUGAAGUAAACAAUGAAACAGGAUCAGCCUCAAUUAUGGGAGGCUACUUUUAUCGGUCUAACACCGAUCCUUGUAUGUAUGGAAGGUACUUGUAUGCAGAUUUAUAUGGUGGUGCAAUAUGGGCGGCAACUGAAAACCCAGAAAAUAGUGGCAACUUUUCGACUAGCUCCAUUCCUUUUGGUUGUGCAAGGGACUCUCCUAUACAAUGCACCACUGUGCCAGAAAGUGCCCUUGCAGCGUUGGGUUACAUUUACUCAUUUGGGCAGGACAAUAGCAAAGAAAUCUACUUGCUAACCAGCAGUGGUGUUUAUAGAGUUGUGCCCCCGAGUCGAUGCAAUUACACUUGCUCAAAGGAAAACGUUACUGCAGUUUCAAGUCCAAGUCCUACUAGUCAACCACCAUCACGUGCAAACCAGUUGAGUCCGACAAAAGUCCUACUAUCUGCUUUGUUGCUGCUUUUCCUAGCUGUUGCCUAACAUUUCUUAACGGCUUUAUGUAUUGACCAGAUUAUUGUUCUGUAAAACGCUCUGUUUUUUUUUUUUGUUUUUUGGCUCAAUAAAAGAGUUGUAUUAAUUGCUUUAAAAUUAUCUA